This is a messenger RNA of Peronospora farinosa, 1500 nucleotides long. The record is from the annotation of a GenBank genome assembly. NCBI's taxonomy places the organism in Eukaryota, Oomycota, Peronosporomycetes, Peronosporales, Peronosporaceae.
AUGUUUCGUUACAUCGCUACCCAACUUACAACAAAGUCUCGUCAGGUCGUCCAGGUCGUUUCUCAGCGCGGCUUUGCAGUGUCAGCACUUACGGUAGACAAUCCAUACACGGGAGAGACAUUUUGCGAGGUUGUCUAUGACUCAAAGGCCGAGGCGCACACCAAACUCGAUGCUGCUGUGAUGGCGCAGCUCGACUGGAAGAACGUGCCGCUCAACGAACGUCAAAGACUGUGCACCAAUUGGAUCAACGUUCUCUCUAGCAAUGCAGCAGAUAUUUCUAACGACAUUUCCGGCAUGAUGGGAAAGCCUGUGCAGCAAGCGCGCAACGAGAUCAAUGGCACAAUUGACCGUGCCAAAGCACUCAUCAACUUGUCAAAUGAAGCGCUGUGCAAGGAAUCGUUUCCAGAAGAGAAUGGCCUGUUUCGUCAGAUCACACACGACCCUGUUGGCGUCGUUUACGUCAUUCCGAUUUUAAUGUUUCGCAACCACUUUUAUGCGGAUCAGGCUCCGUGGAACUACCCUCUUAUGACGGCGGUCAACUCGAUCAUUCCUGCUGUACUCGCUGGUAACACGGUGUUGUUAAAGCACUCACCUCGCACUCCACUCUGUGGAGAGCACUACGCAAAGACAUUCGAGCAAGCCGGUUUCCCGAAGAACGUUCUCCAGUCAUCGUUUGUUGAGCAUGACACGGCUGCUGAAAUCAUCCAGCGCCCGGAGAUCGCAUUUGUAUCGUUCACUGGAUCUGUCCGAGGUGGUCGCCAAGUCCAACAGACGCUGUCUCAGCGCUCGAUCGAUGUAACAUUGGAGCUCGGAGGGAAUGACGCCGGAUACGUGACAGCCAAUGCAGACGCUGAAGCUGCUGCAGAGGCUCUGGUGGACGGUGUUUGCUACAACUCUGGUCAAUCGUGCUGCGGUGUAGAGAGAAUUUACGUCCACGAGGCGAAGUAUGACCAGUUCUUGGAGAAGGCGAUCAGCUUGUUCGAGGCGUACAACCUGGGCAACCCGACCGACGCAAAAACGUCAAUGGGUCCGAUGGCCCUUCCUACCGCUCCGGAAAUGCUCGAUGCUCACGUGAAAGAUGCUAUGGCGAAGGGUGCUCUCCGACUGACAGGCAGCGGAAUUGUUACGGAUGCUGCUGGAAAAGGCCGCUUUUACUCGCCUACCCUCCUUGGUAACUGUAAUAACUCCAUGGACAUUAUGACAGAGGAAUCGUUCGGACCAAUUGUCGGCGUCGAGCGCGUUUCAUCGGAUGCUGAUGCAAUUGAGAAGAUAAACGACAGCAAGUACGGACUGACGGCCUCUAUCUUUUCAUCGGACCGUGAGCAAGCUAUGGUGGUGGGUUCGCAGAUCAGUGUCGGCACUGUGUACAUGAACCGAUGUGAUGUGCUGGAUCCCUACCUUCCUUGGACCGGCAACCGUGAUUCUGGUAAAGGCAUUAGCCUCUCCAAGCACGGGUUCCGCAGCGUCACGAAACUCAAAUCGUGGAACUUCCGUGUUUAG